Plasmopara halstedii is the source of this 300-nucleotide messenger RNA. RefSeq lists its product as uncharacterized. NCBI's taxonomy places the organism in Eukaryota, Oomycota, Peronosporomycetes, Peronosporales, Peronosporaceae. Bases 1 to 300 code for a protein of 99 amino acids. Gene Ontology annotation, biological process: proteasome assembly; double-strand break repair via homologous recombination; mRNA export from nucleus. The transcript has 2 exons. The record is from RefSeq and is a predicted model, not a curated record. Gene Ontology annotation, cellular component: proteasome regulatory particle, lid subcomplex; proteasome complex.
AUGAGCAAACCGACUGACAAGAAGAUGAACAAGCCGACCGAUAAAAAGAUCAACAAGCCAACUCCAAAGGCAGCGUCACCCAUGAAGGACGAUAAGGUUCCAAUGCUUGUAGUGGUGACGGAAGAGGACGAUGAGUUUGAAGAGUUUGAGGAUGCGGACUGGAAUGGUCAGGCAGAGGAGAAGGACGCGCAUAUCAAGCAGCAGUGGCAGGACGACUGGGACGUGGACGAGGCUGACGACGACUUUUGCAACCAGCUUCGGAAGGAACUACAGAAGACAAGCUACCAGCAACCAGAUUAA